AUGAGGGGAAGAAGUUACAGCCCAUCACCCCCAAGAGGUUAUGGAAGGAGAGGAAGGAGCCCAAGCCCCAGGGGGGGUCGCUAUGGUGGUGGUGGUGGUGGUCGUAGCAGAGAUGAUCCAACUACUCUAUUAGUGCGCAAUCUUCGCCAUGACUGUCGGCCAGAAGACCUCAAAAAGCCAUUUGGGCAAAUUGGUCCUGUCAAAGAUAUUUACUUGCCGAGAGACUAUUACACUCGUGAACCACGUGGCUUUGGAUUUAUCCAAUAUCUGGAUCCUGCUGAUGCAGCAGAAGCUAAGUAUCAGAUGGAUGGUCAGGUUUUCCAAGGUCGGCAACUUACGGUAGUUUUUGCUGAGGAGAACAGGAAAAAGCCCCAAGAAAUGAGAGCUAGGGAGCGUGGAAGUGGUAGGGGUAGCCGCAAUUAUGAUCGAAGAGGUACUCCCCCUAGGUACCAUAACUCUCCUCGGUAUUCACGAUCUCCACCUCCCCGCGGCCGUGAUUACUACUCUCCACCUAAGAGAAGGCAAUACUCAAGGUCUGUUUCGCCUGAAGAGAAAAGAUACAGCCGCGAGAGAUCAUAUUCUCCUCGUGGGGGUCAGGGGAGGUCAUACUCGCAAUCCCCUCCAAGGGAGCAAUCUCCACCCAAUGGGUCAAGAAGCCACAGUCAAAGUCCAGUCAGGGAGCAUUCUCCACCAUAUAAUGGGUCAAGGAGUCCAGUUGGGGCAAGAUCUCCGGUGAGAGCACGUUCUCCAGUUAGGAGUCACAGCAGGAGGCGGAGCCCUAGCCAUAGCAGGAGCCCUGAUGCUGUUCAUUAUUCCAGGAAUCCUGACCGCGACGUGUCCCCGAGGCAUUGAACUCUUCUUUUGGGCAUGGAUGGUGUAGUUUGAAGAACAUGAUGUGAUUUUCUGUUCGUUAAUUAGUUUUCUCAUGGGAUUCAGCAAUUGCCAGUAGUGACGAUCCAUAUGGAUCGUUUUCUCAACUUGCUUCUUUUGCUUGUUUGUACUUUAUUAGUACUCAUGGAUUGGAUAACAUUGUGGAGUUGCUCUUUCUUCAUUGUGUGGCAGUUGACUAAUGUUCGUUAGACGGGUUAUUGUGAGACUGCGUGUAUUGCU
Lycium ferocissimum is the source of this 1110-nucleotide messenger RNA. Its product is annotated as serine/arginine-rich SC35-like splicing factor SCL30A. Gene Ontology annotation, biological process: mRNA splicing, via spliceosome. Bases 1 to 852 code for a protein of 283 amino acids. The transcript is spliced from 5 exons. Lineage: Eukaryota; Viridiplantae; Streptophyta; Magnoliopsida; Solanales; Solanaceae. Gene Ontology annotation, molecular function: RNA binding. Gene Ontology annotation, cellular component: nuclear speck; cytoplasm. The record is from RefSeq and is a predicted model, not a curated record.